Molecule: messenger RNA, 2052 nt
Organism: Carcharodon carcharias (great white shark)
Lineage: Eukaryota; Metazoa; Chordata; Chondrichthyes; Lamniformes; Lamnidae
Gene: pgpep1l
Product: pyroglutamyl-peptidase I like
Exons: 6
Coding region: 65-727 (220 amino acids)
Biological process (GO): proteolysis
Cellular component (GO): cytosol
Molecular function (GO): pyroglutamyl-peptidase activity
Source: RefSeq, a predicted model, not a curated record
CGGUCUGAGUUGGACAGCCCUCCAUUUCUCUGCCACUUCCUGCUCUCGCUCCGCCUCCCUCCUCAUGGUGACUGAAAGAUCUCUGCAGAAUAUGGAAGGUGACUACCAGCCCAGCCAAGAUCCCAUCAUGGACCCCGACUCACAGCUCGUGCUGCUUACUGGUUUUGGUCCAUUCCGACAGUACGUCACUAACCCGAGCUGGGCUGCAGUUCAGGAGCUGAAGAAAUUAGGCCUGGGGGAGAAUGUUCGACUGGAAAUUGUGGAACUGCCUGUUCACUAUCAACGAACCCGGGAGCUGUUGAGCAGGAUGUGGGAGUCACAACAACCACAGCUGGCUGUCCAUGUCGGAGUAGCAACUGCAUCGAAGGUGAUUAUUCUUGAACAGCUCGCCAAGAAUCACGGAUACACAGAUCAUGAUGUCUGUGGUUUAUGUCCAGCAGGAUACUGCUGUGUAGAAGGAGGUCCAGAGAAGAUCGAGUCACUCAUCAAAAUGCAAGCCAUCUGUAAAAAAUUAUCGGGGAUGGAUAUUGGAAUCAUUUAUUCAAGGCAUGCGGGGAGGUAUCUUUGCGAAUAUGCUUAUUACCUUUCACUGCACCAUGGCAACAGGAAAGCCGCCUUCAUUCAUAUCCCUCAGCUGAGUGACGGACUUACAGCUGAGAGUAUUGGGAAGUUCCUCCAGCCGAUUGUCCAAGAAAUGCUGGAACAACUGAAGACAGCACUCCAUUGAGAACAGUUUUCGUUAAGGUGGUUGGAGAAGGGACGGUGAAUCGUUAGCCAAGCACACUUCCUCCACCCUUACCACGUAGAGGACAAGACUCAUUGCACUCUUCCUACUCUCGCAUGACCUCAAAAUCUUCUCGGGACUGCUUCCUGAGUUGCGCCUUCCUUAUGUGACUUAACUCCAAGCUAGAUGCCUCCAAGCCUCCUGUCCCUCUCCAAUCUCUUUUAAAAAAUACUGUUCAGAAGUUCCAGUUUCCAUCACUCGAAGCAGGAUUUUCCUGAAUUGCAUCAAACUCAGUAGAUCAUCCCAAAGUCCCUCAUAUGGUGUUUCAACACAGCACAAUAUAGAAAGAAAUACACUUCAUUUCUGCAGCACCAUCACAACCACAGACCCUCCCCAAAGUGCUUUAGGGCCAAUUAGUAUUUUUUUUUAAAGUGUAGACACUUACAAUGUAGGAAUCAAUAAUGAUGGUCAAUUGAUGAACAGCAAGCUCCCAGAAACAGCAAUGUGAUAAAGGCCUAUUUACUGUAACAGAGAGUUCAGUGACUAGGGGGCAUAGAUUUAAAGUGAUUGGUAGAAAGAUUAGAGGGGAGAUGAGGAAAAACUUUCUCUACCCGGAGGGUGGUGGGGGUCUGGAACUUACUGCCUGAAAGGGUAAUAGAGGCAGGAGCCCUCAUCUCAUUUAAAAAGUGUCUGAAUGUGCACCUCAAGUGCCAUAACCUGCAGGGAUACUGACCAAAUGCUGGAAAGCGGGAUUAGGCUGGGUGGCUCAAUUUUCACCUGGCACAGACACAAUAGGCCAAAUGUGCCGUAAACUUUCCAUGACCCCAUAAUGAUCAGAUAAGCAGUUUUGGUUUGAGCAAUGUUGGUCAAGAGAUAAAUAUUGAUUCACCAGAACUCCCCUAACUCUUCUCAGAAAUUGUACCAUGGGAUCGCUUCUAUCCACCUUGGGAAUGAAGAGGGCGGUUUUGGUUUAAUGUCUCCCCUCGGAAAAGAUGGCGCCUCCCACCCGUUGCAUUCUCUCAACAUUGCGCUGCACUGGGUGCAUCAUCCUGGGUUAUGCGCUCAAGUGUCUGGAGUGGGGCUUGAACCCAGGUCUUCCUGAUAUGGAGGAGCGUGUGUUACCAACAGUUAAAUGAGUCAUCCUGUUUAUGCACCAAACUGUACAGUUAAAUUGUGUGUUGGUUGUGACUUUGUGGGCUAACAACAUGCCUUAAAUAUCUGGAUCAAAGGGCACUGAUAACUCUGCGUGCAGUUUGCUGUUUAUAUUUGAAGUGCUGAACUUUGCUCCGAAUACUCUCCCUCUCUCGUCUAACUUGUAACAUUCCGAU